Messenger RNA from Monodelphis domestica (gray short-tailed opossum), 1488 nucleotides. It is a transcript of the gene ALKBH3, whose product is annotated as alkB homolog 3, alpha-ketoglutarate dependent dioxygenase. NCBI's taxonomy places the organism in Eukaryota, Metazoa, Chordata, Mammalia, Didelphimorphia, Didelphidae. Gene Ontology annotation, biological process: DNA alkylation repair. The record is from RefSeq and is a predicted model, not a curated record. Gene Ontology annotation, molecular function: dioxygenase activity. Gene Ontology annotation, cellular component: nucleoplasm; mitochondrion.
AAUUCCUCCAUCCCUCCCUUCCUCUUUCCUCUCUCUCUCCCUCUUCCCCUGGUUCUCUCCCCAUCUCUGCCACCUUCUCCCUCUCUCCCCACCUUCUGCUUUUCCUCUACCAUCUUCCACUUUCCCCCUCCCCUUUCACCUAUUCCCUCUCCCAUUGUCGUCUACUCGGUCUCUUUCCCACCCACUCCCCUCCCCUUGUCCUAUUUUUCUCUCGAUUGCUCCUCCCUCUCAGGCGGUCCUUCUAGACCUAAAGAACCGGUUGCAGCCCGGACGCUUGCAGUGGAGCACCAGCACCGGAAGCAGCCGGCGGGGUCGGCCGGAAGUCUUCGCAGACCCGGCCGGGAGAAAACACCCAGAAGAGCAGAAAGCCCUUUGGGGAGCAUGGAUGACAAGAGACGAAGAGUCAGAGUGCAGGGUGGCUGGGCUGGUCCUGCCAAGAGUCAGGCUCCUGGGCAGCCAGCAUUCAGGGCCAAAAGCCAUCCCCACCAAGGCCUUGGACAGACCUGGAUGAAAAAGGAGUUGCCUCUGCCAGAAAAACAAUUUGUAUAUGAAGAACCAAAAGAAGAGGUUGUACGUCGGAUCCCAGAGCCACAAAUGAUCGACAAAGAAGGUGUCUAUGAAAUCAGCUUAUCACCCACAGGCAUCUCUCGGAUACGUUUGUUUCCCAAUUUCAUUGAAUCAGAAGAAGCAGACUGGAUAUUUGAACAGCUGUGCCAAGAUAUUCCUUGGAAGCAGAGGACUGGUAUCCGUGAGGAUACAAGUUAUCUGCAGCCAAGACUGACCGCGUGGUAUGGAGAACUCCCUUACACUUAUUCCAGAAUUACAAUGGAGCCCAAUCCUCAAUGGCAUCCUGUGCUGGGCACGCUGAAGAAGCGCAUUGAAGAGAACAGCGGCCACACCUUCAACUCGUUACUCUGCAACCUUUAUCGGAAUGAGAAGGAUAGCGUCGACUGGCACAGCGACGACGAGCCGGCCCUGGGGAGAUGCCCCGUCAUCGCCUCCCUCAGCCUGGGGGCCACACGCACCUUUGAGAUGAGGAAGAAGCCCCCGCCGGAAGAGAAUGGGGACUAUACAUAUAUGGAAAAAGUAAAGAUACCUUUGGAUCACGGCACCUUGUUGAUGAUGGAGGGGGCCACACAAGCUGAUUGGCAGCACCGGGUGCCCAAGGAGUACCAUUCUAAAGAAGCGAGAGUGAACCUGACCUUUAGGACCGUUUUCCCUGAGCCCAGCGGGGUGGCUUCACGAGUGACCUAAGAGCCUUCUGGGAGCAGCUGCCCUUGGGACGAUUGCACCCGCCGACAGUCAGCGUUCCAAGGUAGAUAGAUGUUGGUGCGGAUUCAGCUCUCUGGGAUCCACCGCGGAUGAGAGGCCUGUCAAAUGGUAUCAUGUCUGGAAUAGGUUUGUUGUGAGAAUAUUGUACCCCCAACAGAUCACAGAAUUGUGGAUUUCCUUUCUGCAAAUUAAAAGCUAAUGUGGUUGUUCCUCACA